AUGGCGGAGGAAGACUUCUUCUCUCUUCUUCUCACUAACCACAUUGGAGGAGGCGCCGGGAUGCCUCCUGACGAGCAACAGCAGCAACAGUUGCUUCAGAGACAGCGCCGAAUACAUCUGCAGCAUCGGGUGACGCAGCAGAAUCAGCAGGACCGCCGUGAUAGCAGCAGGAGCAGCUACCUAGACGGCCGCGAUGCGAAGGGAUGUCUUGAAAGGCAGUGCCAUCCAGCUUAUCAUGCAUCGACAGCAGCACCAGGAGCUGUAGGAAAUACAGCCUUAGAUGGAGGAACUGCAACUUCAGAGAGCUGGCAGCUGCUGCAACAGGAACAGCAGCAUUUGCAACGACAGUGGCAGCAAACAGAAAUAGGCUGUUUUGUGGAACAUCAACGCCAGGAUCACCCUCACCAGUACCGUCAGCAGCAUCUUCGGCGACACCGGCAAAGGCCCCUAAGCAGGGGAGUUAUUCCUCGUUGCGCAGGUGAUUCACAGCCGAGUAGCCGCGCAAGCAGUCGUAGCAGCAGUCCCAGGAUGCCAAAGUAUUCAACUCAAGGGACAGUGUACUGCUCUUCGCGACUUAGGGGAGGCAGCCGCUCAAUUGCUGCAAGGCGUCGCAAUAGCAGCAGGAGCACAGGCAACAGCAACAACAGGAGCAGAGUCAGGGGCAGGCUCAAGCGCAACAGUCGGGAGCCCCAGAGGAACAUCAGCACGGGUGUAGAUAGCAGACGGAGAGGGCAAAAGCCAUCAGCAAGCAGCCUGAGCGCUGAUGCCACAAGCAGCAGCAGAUGCAGCAGUAGAAGCAGCACCUGGCGCCACCGCAGCAGCAAUUGCGCUACUAGUCGGUCGUAUGCUAAAGCGCGGUACCAGCAGCACCAGCAACAGCAGCAGGGUGCAGAAGAGCAACAUAAGAAGCAAGCUCAGCACCAAAAACAGCAGCAGGCGCUGCAAAGCAGCAGGGUGCAGAAGAGCAACAUAAGAAGCAAGCUCAGCACCAAAAACAGCAGCAGGCGCUGCAAGAGCAGGAGCCUCAUAGCGGCAGUAGAAGAAGCAGCGAUGACUCGGUUGCCUCUCUCAUUUCUCGCAGUCGCCGUCUUUUGCUGGGGGAAAGAUCGAGCAGCAGAGAACAACGCAUGCAGCGGCGGCAACCGAAACAGUUGCUACAAAGGGAGCAGCUGCAGUCGCAUGGUAGCUUGUUGCAGUCUAAGGACCUAG
Molecule: messenger RNA, 1209 nt
Organism: Eimeria mitis
Lineage: Eukaryota; Apicomplexa; Conoidasida; Eucoccidiorida; Eimeriidae
Source: RefSeq, a predicted model, not a curated record